Orbicella faveolata is the source of this 4470-nucleotide messenger RNA. RefSeq lists its product as uncharacterized. Gene Ontology annotation, molecular function: calcium ion binding; Notch binding. NCBI's taxonomy places the organism in Eukaryota, Metazoa, Cnidaria, Anthozoa, Scleractinia, Merulinidae. Gene Ontology annotation, biological process: Notch signaling pathway. The record is from RefSeq and is a predicted model, not a curated record.
GGCAGAUUUAUAAAAGCCUAUUAUUUGAGUCGUACUUUUGCGAAACACAGAACAAGGGUUGGAUAAAACUCAACAAGUGAUGGCCUUGAAAAUUGUGUCGGGGAAUUCGAAAAGUAGAGCACGUUUGGACAAGAAUUGUAAUCUUCUUGGUGGUUAGUAUGUAUUGGCUGACGUUACAUUGAUAUUAAACACAGCUACUAACCUACCAACAGACCACUUUUCCCAUCUUUCCAAAGAAUAAAUAAAAAGCGCGGAAAAAAUGCGCUUAUUCGAGAGCUAAAAAACUUGCAAAGCUAUUUGCAAGAAAGCUAUCAAGACAGACCUGUAUAGUGGUUGGACAGGGGGAUUAUAAGCGGUAGCGCAGACUAGAAAUUUAACCGUCUAUAAUCAGUUCUGUGGUACACAACACACUAAAUAUGUGAAAUAAAAUCAGCGGGAAAUGACAGAUUCAAUUAUUAAUUGAAUAGUUUGCAUAAGAAGGCAACUGAAGGAACUUCAGUUUUAUAUUGUUCGAUCUCGUGCUAACGACUAAAUGAUGCAUAAUGAAUUAUGUUCAUACAACCUUGUUUUAAGAAAUUAGUUGAGGUUAGUAAUAUGGUUUCCACGACGGUCAUACCUUUUUCUACAAACCUAGAGUGGUCUCUGACACUGUGGAAACGGAAAUAUAGCAGAAAACAUGUCUUUGAAUUUUAAGUCAAACAGAUGAUGCUACAGUUGUCAGUCUGGUUAUUUCAUUGGUGUUAUGAAAUUUUAAAAACACUCUUAAUCCAGCCUCGGCGGAGGUUAGACUGUAGAAACAAGGCUGUCAUCUUUGCUGGCAUAGGUAAGCUUUAACUUAACUCAACUAAAACGAAAGAAAAAGAGCUAAAAUUGAAAAGGCGUGUCACAGCUGGUAUCAGGUGCCACACUCAUAUACCUCCCUACCACUAGACAUUUUUCAAUGCUUCUUUCGUAAAUGUUUAUGAUUAAAAUGAUAAUCAAACACGGUAGCCUAGACUGAGAACGUUAUAAAAACAAUACUGGUAAAAGGUUUGCAUCUAUCUUAGCUUUUAAAACAGUUCUUUCUUCACAUGUUCAGCUGAAAAAAAAAAAACCCGUCACCAUGGUAUCAAGUAAUGGCAUCUACACGCUGGUCAUUUGGAGCGUAACAGUGGUUUCUGUCAUUAGUUAUUGCCCACCUGGAACAAAGACAGAUAAUCCUCAAGGCCAAUGCUGUGCUUUUCCUUUUGUGUAUGGAGAUGUGACUUACCAUUCCUGUACCAAGGUCGCUCAUAACAGAGAAUGGUGUUCGUUAACUACCGUCUAUAUUGGAAAAUGGGCCAACUGCGUGAAUUCGUGCACAGACACCCCUUGCAAGAAUGGAGGAACCUGCACAGUAACUGGAGAUGGCAAUUACUUUUGCGAGUGUCCUGAUGGGUUUGAAGGAAACAACUGCGAGACAAAGGUUCCAUGUCCAGCUGGAACAAAGACAGAUAAUCCUCAAGGCUACUGUUGUGCUUUUCCUUUUAAGUAUGGAGGUGUGACUUACCAAUCCUGUACCAAGGUCGCUCAUCACAGAGAAUGGUGUUCGUUAACUCCCGAAUAUAGUGGAAAAUGGGCUAACUGCGUGAAUUCUUGCGCAGACACCCCUUGCAAGAAUGGAGGAACCUGUACAGUAACUGGAGAUGACAGUUACUUUUGCGAGUGUCCUGAUGGGUUUGAAGGAAACAACUGCGAGACAAAGGUUCCAUGUCCAGCUGGAACAAAGACAGAUAAUCCUCAAGGCUACUGUUGUGCUUUUCCUUUUAAGUAUGGAGGUGUGACUUACCAAUCCUGUACCAAGGUCGCUCAUCACAGAGAAUGGUGUUCGUUAACUCCCGAAUAUAGUGGAAAAUGGGCUAACUGCGUGAAUUCAUGCACAAACAACCCUUGCCAGAAUGGAGGAACCUGCACAGUAAUUGGAGAUGACACAUACUCUUGCAAGUGUCCUGCUGGGUUUGAAGGAAACAACUGCGAGACAAAGGCUCCAUGUCCAGCUGGAACAAAGACAGAUAAUCCUCAAGGCCAAUGUUGUGCUUUUCCUUUUGUGUAUGGAGGUGUGACUUACCAUUCCUGUACCAAGGUCGCUCAUCACAGAGAAUGGUGUUCGUUAACUGCCGUCUAUAGUGGAAAAUGGGCUAAUUGUGUUGAUGAAUGUGCAUCAGCCCCGUGUAGGAACGGAGCUACUUGCAAGACGACCGAGGAUGGCUACAACUGUCAGCCAUGUCCUACAGGAUGGAAGGGGAAAAACUGCGAUGAAGACGUCAAUGAAUGCGAAUCGACUCCUUGCAAUAAUGGAGGAACAUGCUUGAACCAACAAGCGGGAUAUUCAUGCAAGUGCAAGGACGGUUACUCUGGAGACCACUGUGAAGAAGACAUAAACGAGUGCGCUGGAAAUCCAUGUGCUAAUGGAGGUACAUGCCAUGAUCAAGUCGGGAAUUUCGUUUGUGAAUGUCCUACUGGUUAUGAAGGAACAAACUGUGAAAAUGACAUUGAUGAAUGCAAAGAUAAGCCUUGUGAAAAUGGCGGCACUUGCAUUAAUUCUCCCCCCGGAAGCUACACGUGUAAUUGCAUUGAGGGUUUCAAAGGAGAAAGAUGCCAGGAGGUGAAGUGGAAUUCUGAGGGAUGCUUCAAUGAUCACAGGAGGCCAGCGAAAAGAGUUUUUGGAAUCAAGUUUGCAACGAUCAGGGGCAUAAACAUUGCAAACCCAGACAUUGAGAAGGUGUUCAAUAUGUGCAGAGUUGCAGCAGAACAAAAAGGCUACAAGAUUUUUGCCAUUCGAGGGGUGAACAGAUGUGUCACAUCCAAAGAUGGAGAGCUAGCUGACUUUAAAAAGUAUGGUGCUUCAUCAAACUGCAAAACUGAUGAUCAGGGUCGUGGUGUUGGAGGAGAGGCCGUCAACUUUGUUUACACCAGGUAAACAGAAGAAGCUUGCAAUUUUGAAAGAAUGACUACGUAGGAGUAAUGAACGCGCCUAUAGGCUAGUAUUGGAUAACUAACAAAAGGCGCUGUGUCUAUUAAACUAAACAUGGUUGGGCUGGUCUUGUUAAAAGUUAAAUGGAUUGUUCAGGUGUUGGGCUAAUUUGUGUAAUAAGGAAGGAAUAAAACUGAAAUAAAAAAAGGUGGUAUGGGAACAUGUUGACGGUUAUUCAUUGGAGCAACAUUGUACUACUCUCACCAGCAAGUUUAAAAGACAAAAUUUUCCUCAAAGUUCGAUUGAUAUUAUUUUUCCGCUUUCUUUUACCCAAAAUACGAAACAGUCACAUCUUAUUUAAAAGCUGACAUUAAAUUUCUGUAAAACUGCUUACAUUAUGGAAUGAAACGCUUGAAGAGAGAGAUCCAGCCAAGGCUCGCACAUACGGAAUAAGAAGCUCUGUAUGCUUUUCUAAUCUUAUCAUGUGCCUGGUGGAAUAAUUCGCUUAGAUCGAAAUUAAAACAUCAUCCAACAGAAAGAGCAUUAUCUGAAGUACAAAUUUGCUACAAACAUUUAAAGAGCUUGUAACAAAACUUAGUCAGUUGGGGAAUUUUCUGUGGCUCUGGGUGUAAUAUAUGUAUAUUUUUAUUAUCAUUAUUACUACUACAACCACCAACUACCAACCACCCGCUCUGGAUGUAAUAAAGGAGAUUUGGCUUUCUAAAACUGUAAAAUUUCUCGGUAUCAAAAAAAUUAAGGAACACAUACAUUCUUUGUAAUAAUUUGGAAAUUUUAAACCUACGGCACACUGAAAUUUUUCAUGCAUCGGGGUCAAAUUUCAUGAGAGUGCGAAUUGUGCCAUGUCUUCAGUUCAAUAUUCAGAGUUAUAGCUCGAUAAAAAACUGAAGCUAUUAUCCCAGUGAGUCAAAUAUUUUUAAAAGAUUUCUUUCUUGACAAUUUCAAACAUUCAGUGAAACAAUGACCAUGAUUGAGAAGUAUUUCAUAAGACAAAUAAUUUUAACUGGAUUGCCAGGAUGUGAACAAUUAUAUUUAAUUUGGGUUCCAUUUCUACCAAAUGGUAGGCUGCGAGCAGUCUCUCUCUUGCUCGGAAAUCCAUGGAGAAGAACGCAUGUCACGCUGGCACGCUCACGACCGCUCACUUGUUUCGGGUUCUACUUUGCGUUCUCGAGCAAAAGAGAAACUGCGCGCAGUCUAAACAAAUGGAAUUACCAGCAAAUCCAGAUUUGUCCAUUUUUAUUUGUGUGUGAAUAGUUUUGUUAAAGAUAACUUUUGUAUUUUCAUGUCAAUGCAGUCCAAAAUGGAUGCGAGGCAAUUUCGGACUUGAACUGCCAAAAUAUGGUAAGGCAUGCGACAUAAAAUCUGCGUUCAAGCCUAGUGGUCCAUCAGGCAAUUAUUUCCAGUUUUCAAAGCUUUAAGCGGGUCAUUUUGCCAAUAAUUAUAUAGCUGCAUCAAAAUCCAAUAUUGCCAACAGAUCUAUUUUUUAUUAAUUUUUGCCAACUGUCCAAAUUUAAAAUAAA